Molecule: messenger RNA, 1474 nt
Organism: Arabidopsis thaliana (thale cress)
Lineage: Eukaryota; Viridiplantae; Streptophyta; Magnoliopsida; Brassicales; Brassicaceae
Product: F-box/RNI-like superfamily protein
Exons: 6
Coding region: 263-1474 (403 amino acids)
Source: RefSeq, marked reviewed
UUGGGGCAGAUCCCUAUUUGCUCUGGUUUAUCGAAAUUAAACCGGUGAUUUUUAAGAACUGGAUGAAAUAAAACAUGAAAACUUAAAAAUUGAAUUUUUCGAUUCCUUUGCAUGUCUUGUCGAAACCUGAAAGCUUGAGUAUUUUCUUUAUAUUUUUCGUUUGAGAGCCAAAAACACAAGCAAUUAAGCAAAUCCCAACUCUCUUUUUCAUUGAAAUCCCGAAACAAUUAGGUCGUGGAUUAAGCUUUUGUAACAAGAGCAGAUGGAUCACUUAAGCAAUUUACCAGACGAGCUUCUUUGCCAUAUUAUGUCCUUCCUUACCACCAAGGAGGCUGCUUUGAUAUCGGUUCUCUCCAAAAGGUGGCGCAAUUUGAUUGCAUUUGUCCCUAAUCUUGAUAUUUUUGACUGUGAUAUUCUGCAUUGGGAGGUGCGUAAAGAGGAAAGGGACGAUAUUCGACAGCUCUUCAUGGAUUUUGUGGAUAGAGUUUUGGCAUUGCAAGGUAACUCUCCCUUAAAGAAAUUCUCCCUCUGUUGUGGCGGCGGUUCUUAUUCGGAUAGAGUGGAUUGUUGGAUACAGAAUGUGAUGGUGCGUGGUGUUUCGGAGCUUGAUCUAUCAAUGAUUUUUGAUACCUCUUAUCAUAUGUAUCCACAAGUUUUCGAGAACAAGAAACUAAAUUUUGAGAUUUUUCUUCGUGCUUUGCCUGCGCUUGAGGAAUUAGUCAUGAAUCAUAUAUACUGGAAAGAAUUGGAUGUGAAUGUGCAUGUAUCUGUAUCAAGUGCAAGCCUCAAGACCCUAACAAUAAAAUGCAUCGUUUGUUUACAUACUAAGUCAUUUGAUACACCUAGUCUUGCUUACUUAUCUUACUCUGAUUAUGCCAUGGGAGAUUAUCCCGUAGCUAAAAUGGAAAACUUGUUUGAGGCUCGAAUCAGCCUUUUUGUACCUGAAGACGAUAUCAGCCGACUUAUGAAUAGCAUUCGAAAUGUUCGGUAUCUCUAUUUCUCUCGUGAUACUCUUGAGGUGCUUUCUCUAUGCUGUGAAUCGAUGCCAGUGUUCAAAAACCUCAAAUCUUUAUCUAUCAAGAGUGUUGAGAGUCGAGGAUGGCAAGCAAUGCCAGUUCUUCUAAGGAACUGUCCACAUUUAGAAACUCUAGUCCUUGAGGCUCUCUUGCACCAUGUAACUGAUAAAUGCGGGGAUGCUUGUGCCUGCGUCUCUCGGGAGGAGAAAGGUCGUUCGCUCAAAUCUUGUCCAGUAAAAGUGUUAGAGAUUAAAGAGUUUCAAGGAACAAUGAAAGAGAUGCACAUGAUAAAACAUUUCCUGGACUAUCUUCCGUGUUUGAAGGAGAUGAAAAUCUCCUAUAUGAAAAAGAAUGAUCAUACUACACAGUUCAGAGUCAUCCCUCAAGUUAUUGCAGAGAUGGUGGAACACUACAACAAGUUAUCUAAUUGCAAUGUCCAGCUUGUAGUGAGUGGUUAA